CCUCCAGGUUUCUCACCAAACAGCAUGUUCUCAGUCUCUCUUCAGGACUCUUCAUCAGCUCAGCAGAUUGAAGAUCACAUUUAACUUGCACGCACAGGUCUCAGGAGGGAAAGAAAGUCAUCAAAAUGCCAGCCAGCCUCUGUGAUACAUGGGACAUCAUGAGCAAUGUCAACUUGGAGGGCUACAUGACUGCACUGGGUAUCAGCCCUUGCUUACGAAAGAUUGCUCUGACGGUGAAGGUGAAGAAGGUGAUCGAGCAGCAAGAGGAUCAGUACACCAUCAAAACUACCAGCAAGGUCAAAAACUACACCAUCGCCUUCAGAGUGGGUCAGGAGUUUGAGGAGUUCACCAAGGGAUUGGACAACAGACGUGUCAAGUCACUGGUGACAUGGGAGGGGAAUAAACUGGUGUGUGAACAGAUUGGAGAGAAGAAGAACCGGGGUUGGGCUCACUGGAUUGAAGAGGACAAGCUACAUCUGGAGCUGUACUGUGAAGGAGAAGUCUGCAAGCAAAUUUUUAAGAAGAAUGCGAACGAGUGAAGAGGAAUGAAAGUUGUUUUUCUGGAGAAUUUACUGUGAUGAGAAGUGUGUUAGAUACACAACUCUAAUACCACACUUACGACAGUGGUCUUUUUUCGGAAAUGUAACUUCAAAGCUCAGUUCUGGUGAUAAUGUCUUUCCUGUCAGGGUAUUGAUUUACACCACUAGAUGGCAUCAGUGCAUUUUUUGUCAGACACCAAUGUCCAAACUGGUCUGUCGGUAAAUGGUGCUCGGCCUAAUGAAGUCAAGAGAAAUGACUGUGCAUCAUGCCUGAUUUUGUCUCCUUUAAGCUACCUUAGAGACUCAAUGCAGGCUAUGUGCGGUGCAAACUUGUUGUUUCCUUCAAAUCUUUAUUGUCUAAUUGGACACAUUUGGCUUGUGCUGGCCAUAUUACAUUUGGUUGAGCUAAUUCUAAAAAUCAAAAUCCUUCUCUCUUGUAGAUACAUUUAUUCCCAAUGUACAACUUAAGUGAGGUGUAGGAUAUUUGGAAUACAGUUUUGUAUAAUUUUGUAUAAUUUUGUAUAAUAAAGUGGGUUUUUGAAAUCUGAA
Molecule: messenger RNA, 1088 nt
Organism: Trematomus bernacchii (emerald rockcod)
Lineage: Eukaryota; Metazoa; Chordata; Actinopteri; Perciformes; Nototheniidae
Gene: rbp7a
Product: retinol binding protein 7a, cellular
Exons: 4
Coding region: 126-539 (137 amino acids)
Biological process (GO): fatty acid transport
Cellular component (GO): nucleus; cytosol
Molecular function (GO): fatty acid binding
Source: RefSeq, a predicted model, not a curated record